This is a messenger RNA of Pseudozyma flocculosa PF-1, 564 nucleotides long. RefSeq lists its product as uncharacterized. The record is from RefSeq and is a predicted model, not a curated record. Gene Ontology annotation, molecular function: antioxidant activity; oxidoreductase activity. The coding region runs from base 1 to 564 and encodes 187 amino acids. The transcript has a single exon. NCBI's taxonomy places the organism in Eukaryota, Fungi, Basidiomycota, Ustilaginomycetes, Ustilaginales, Ustilaginaceae.
AUGACCCAGACCGAGGACCGCUCCGCCUUCCACCUCCUCGGCCACCCGCUGCCCGCCAUCAUCGACCUGGACAGCACAGCGGGCGGCACCGUGGACCUCUUCAUCCUCUCGCUCUCCAAGCCCGUCCUCCUCUUCCUCUACCCGCAGUCUACCUCCUCUGCCGCCCUCCUCGCAUCCUACGCCCAGCACCUGCCACCGCUGCGGCGCAUCGAGCCGGACCUGCACAUCUUUGGCCUCUCGACCCAGCCCCACGCAGAGCAGCUGCACGACGUUGCAAAACACGACAUCCCCUUUCCGCUCCUCAGCGACGAGCACCGCCAGCUGACACAGGCGCUCGACAUCCCGACCGUACCGGCGCAAGGGUCCACCUCGGUGUUCAAGCACCUCACCCUCCUGCUCAACGGAGGCCAGAUCACCCGCAUCGACUUCCCCAUCGACAGACCGGAAGAGGCGGCCGUAAGAGCCCUCCGCCUCCUCGUCAGCGAGGAGGAGCUCAUGCGCCAGGUCGAAGAGAGGGACGCAAAAGCGGCGGCAGCAGCGGCGGCGGCGACUGCCCAAGCAUAG